Oryza brachyantha (malo sina) is the source of this 1469-nucleotide messenger RNA. RefSeq names its product WRKY transcription factor WRKY28-like. The transcript has 3 exons. Lineage: Eukaryota; Viridiplantae; Streptophyta; Magnoliopsida; Poales; Poaceae. Gene Ontology annotation, molecular function: DNA-binding transcription factor activity; sequence-specific DNA binding. The record is from RefSeq and is a predicted model, not a curated record. Gene Ontology annotation, biological process: regulation of DNA-templated transcription. Bases 54 to 1064 code for a protein of 336 amino acids.
UUGCGAGGUGCGGAGAAGAAGAGUUCUUGCGGCGGCGUGGUGGGGGGGAGGACAUGGAUUCUUGGAUUGGGCAGUCAUCCCUGAGCUUGGACCUCAACGUCGGUCUGCCGUCGACGGCGAGGAAAGCUCCGGCGGCGCCGAUAAAGGUUCUUGUGGAGGAGAACUUCUUGGCGGUAAAGAAGGAUCACGAGGUUGAGGCGCUGGAGGCGGAGCUCCGGCGAGCGGGCGAGGAGAACAAGAAGCUGAGCGAGAUGCUGAGGGCGGUGGUGGCCAAGUACACCGAGCUGCAGGGCCAGGUCAACGACAUGAUGGCGGCUGCGGCGGCCGGCAACCACAACGCCGGCAACCACCAGUCGUCGUCGACGUCGGGGGGCGGCUCGGUCUCGCUGUCGAGGAAGCGCAUCCGCAGCGCCGACACCCUCGACGACGCGCACCACCGCAAGCCCUCCCCGCCGUUCGUCGCCGCCGCGUACGUCUCCCCCGACCAGAUGGAGUGCACGUCGGCGGCCGCCGCCGCCGCCAAGCGCAUCGUCCGCGAGGACUGCAAGCCCAAGGUGUCCAAGCGCUUCGUCCACGCCGACCCCUCCGACCUCAGCCUCGUGGUGAAGGAUGGGUAUCAAUGGCGGAAGUACGGGCAGAAGGUGACCAAGGACAACCCAUGCCCGCGCGCCUACUUCAGGUGCUCGUUCGCGCCGGCGUGCCCGGUGAAGAAGAAGGUGCAGCGGAGCGCCGACGACAAGACCAUACUGGUGGCCACCUACGAGGGCGAGCACAACCACGGCCAGCCGCCGCAGCACGACGGCAAGAGCUCCUCGUCGUCAGCCGCAGCCACCGCGAAGCAGCAGCAGCAGCCGACGCCGCCGAGCGAGGGCGCCAUCCGGCUGCAGCACCGGCAGCAGCAGGAGCAGCAGGCGGCGGCGGCGGCCGGGCCGUCGACGGAGGUGGCGAGGAAGAACCUGGCGGAGCAGAUGGCGGUGACGCUGACGAGGGACCCCGGGUUCAAGGCGGCGCUCGUCACCGCCCUCUCCGGCCGGAUCCUCGAGCUCUCGCCAUCCAAGAACUGAUUUUUCAUCAUCGAUCGCCGGAAAUCAACCCGACGACGGAUCAACUCGUCCAAUUAGCAACGUUAUUAGCUGAGAUCGCAUCGAUCAUGCAUCGAUCUGCAUGCAUAUAUAUGAACAGGCGCACACGCGCGCGCUGCUCGGAGUUAGGUUAGAGAUAUGAUUAACUUUAUGUACAUAUAGUGUUUGAUUCAAUUAGCUCAAUCUAGUGGCAGUAUGAUGCAAUUGAGAAGCAAAACGAUGUUCGUGACAAUUGUGAUUCAGUUAGUGCAUUAUAUUCAUAGAGAUCUAUUCAGAGUCCCUCAGAUGUAUGUGUAGAGCACUGAUGUUAUCGCAUGCUUGUUGUUGCAAUCAAUUUAAUGGGACGCGAGUAACCUUUGCCAGAUUAUGUAACUGACCAAACUGAUG